AUGACUCAGGAGCACGGUCAAGCGAACCACUUCCGCAACGUGGCCAGGGCACUGGAGCACAUCAUUCAAUACGUAGACUUUUUCCGAGACCCCGGCCUAAUCGUUGUUAUGGAGUAUGCUCCUCGAAGCUUAGGUCAAUGCGAGAUCAUGAGUGACCGAGAAUGCGUGACGCUUUUGCUGCACGUACUAUCUGGACUCGCCUAUUUACACGGCGCUGCGAUCCUUCAUCGGGACGUCACACCUGACAAUAUUCUUCAAACCAGCAUAAACCCCCCUUUCUGGAAACUGUCGGACUUUGGGUUUUCUAAGAAACUUAAGACUGGAGCUGUCGGAACCUCGACCUUUUGUGGAUCUCCGCUAUACGUGGCCCCGGAAGUGGAUGGGUUGCCACACAGCCUGUAUACGGAAGCAGUCGACUUAUGGUCCCUAGGAAUAGUCGGUGUCGAAUACAGUGUUGGAUUUGGAAAUGCCAUUCGAGAAAAAGUCCCGCGCAAGUGGCACACGGCGGUACGUGGAAGAGCCAAACGCAGCAAGCUCGAUCCGUAUCUGCUUGAGAUGCUCCAGACGAGUCCAGAGAAACGUCCCUCGGCAAGUGCUAUAAGCUUGAAGCUGAAAGACCGAGAGUGUUACGAGGAGAACAGAGCCCCGACCUCAAGCGCUAUGGUGCGGCAGGCUAGUGGAACAGACUUGGCUGAACCAAGCACGUUGGCAACUAGUGAGGACCAGCCACGAAAUCAUUGA
Messenger RNA from Cyphellophora europaea CBS 101466, 741 nucleotides. RefSeq lists its product as uncharacterized. The transcript has a single exon. Gene Ontology annotation, cellular component: cytoplasm. Gene Ontology annotation, molecular function: protein serine/threonine kinase activity; ATP binding. The record is from RefSeq and is a predicted model, not a curated record. Gene Ontology annotation, biological process: protein phosphorylation. Lineage: Eukaryota; Fungi; Ascomycota; Eurotiomycetes; Chaetothyriales; Cyphellophoraceae. Bases 1 to 741 code for a protein of 246 amino acids.